UCUUCCUUUUAGUUCGGUCUGCCUCUCAGAGCGGUGACUGGAAAUAACACACGGGGAGGCGGUCGAAAGGCAAAUGUCCAAAAAGAAUGUGCUGUGGUUAUGAUUCACCUGGAAGCCACAUUUUGAUCAGAUUUAUAAAACCAGACAACAUUGAGCCUAUCGGGUUCUUUACAGUAAUGGGGACGCUAAAAGAACGCAAUAUCAAAUGGACUUGGUCGACGGUAUUUGAAUGAGUCCAGAAUAAUUUCUACUGGUCUGAAAGAAAAUAUCGUUCAUGUGUUCAAGCCUGGUGUUGAUUCCGUCUACCAGCCCUGGUGAGUUGCUGCUGUAUCGUGGGACGACAGUGAUUAGAGCGGACGGACGUGGUUCGUUCCAGAUCCACACGAGUAGAAGUUUAGCGCCGUGAUUUAUUUAUUUUUUGCCCGUGUGUUAGUGCAAAGAGCCGCAUCUAUAUUUCCCUAAUGAAAAUUACUCGUUGGAACGGUUCCCGGGUCGUGACAGAGAUUAUGUCGAGUAAAAGUGUGGAAUGGCUUCAAGAGGAACUUGAGUCCGGGCUCGGGGUGAGCUCGCUACUGCUGCUGGACUGCCGAUCUCACGAACUCUACGAAUCAUCACACAUAGAGUCGGCCAUCAAUCUGGCGAUUCCCGGUUUGAUGCUGCGGAGACUAAAGAAGGGGAAUCUACCGAUCCGGUCCAUCAUCCCCAACAACGAGGAUAAGGAGAAAUUCGUGAAGCGGUGCAAGACGGACAUGAUUCUUCUCUACGACGAGGCCACUACGGACUGGCAGGAGACCGGGCUGGUGAGCUCUGUCCUCGGCUUACUGCUGCAGAAGCUCCGGGACGACGGUUGUAAGGCUUUUUACCUGGAAGGUGGUUUCAACAAGUUCCAGACAGACUACCCAGAACACUGUGAGAUCAACCUUGACUGUUCCUGCCCCAGCAGCUCCCCGCCCGCGUCCGUCCUCGGUCUGGGUGGGCUGAGGAUCAGCUCGGACUGUUCUGAUGGGGAGUCAUCGGACAGAGAGCCGGGCAGCGCUACCGAGUCCGAGGGAAGCCCACUUCCCAACAACCAGCCUGCCUUCCCGGUCCAGAUCUUACCGUACCUCUACCUGGGCUGUGCCAAAGACUCCACCAACCUGGACAUCCUGGGGAAGUAUAAUAUUAAGUACAUCCUGAACGUCACGCCCAACCUGCCCAACAUGUUUGAACAUCACGGAGACUUCAAGUACAAACAGAUCCCCAUCUCCGAUCACUGGAGCCAAAACCUCUCGCAGUUUUUCCCAGAGGCCAUUUCUUUCAUUGAUGAAGCUCGCUCCACAAAGUGUGGUGUUCUGGUGCACUGCCUGGCGGGGAUCAGUCGCUCGGUAACGGUCACCGUGGCCUACCUGAUGCAGAAGCUCAACCUGUCGCUCAACGACGCCUACGACUUCGUCAAACGCAAGAAGUCCAACAUCUCGCCCAACUUCAACUUCAUGGGUCAGCUUCUGGAUUUUGAGAGAACGUUGGGGCUCAGUAGCCCAUGUGACAACCACACCUCCACCAAUGACCAGCUGUUCUUCACCACGCCAACCAAUCGUAAUGUGUUCCAGCUCGACACGCUGGAAUCUACAUGAAAGCCGGGGGAGGGGCGAGACUUGAGCGGCCAACUUGGAUGUGAAUGUUUAUCUUCUGAUCGUCAGAGGCUGGCUGGCUUUGACAGCGGAUAGUCUGGGAUGGUGGAUGGACAUGGGAAGAGGACAGGGGCAGAACAGACGCCAAAUAGAAGUCUGUCUGGCUUGUUGAAUCAUUCUCAGAGAGGAAGAGGAGGAAGUCUGUCUGGCUUGUUUAAUCAUUGGUCUCUCAGAGAGGAAGAGGAGGAAGUCUGUCUGGCUUGUUGAAUCAUUGGUCUCUCAGAGAGGAAGAGGAGGAAGUCUGUCUGGCUUGUUGAAUCAUUGGUCUCUCAGAGAGGAAGAGGAGGAAGUCUGUUUGGCUUGUUUAAUCAUUGGUCUCUCAGAGAGGAAGAGGAGGAAGUCUGUCUGGCUUGUUGAAUCAUUCUCAGAGAGGAAGAGGAGGAAGUCUGUCUGGCUUGUUUAAUCAUUGGUCUCUCAGAGAGGAAGAGGAGGAAGUCUGCUCUGCUGGUUCAUCUCCACAGCGGUCUGGGAAGCGCCUUAUCUUGUCAUCUUUUUGACCAGCCUGUUAUUUUAUGUCUAAGGAAGGAAGUCCUAGAUGUAGACUGAUUCAUACAGAACAGAACCGUACAGAGAAUCAUACAAAGAUGGGUGACACAGAUAGAUGGAUCUGCCUGCAGUUGAUUGAUUGAUUGAUUGAUUGUUGUCCUCUUGGACAAGCUCCUCGUCAACAACGUUUUGAUGGUGAUGAUGAUGAUGAUGAUGAUGAUGGUGAUGAUGAUGAUGAUGAUGAUGAUGAUGAUGAUGAUGAUGAUGAUGAUGAUGAUGAUGAUGAUGAUGAUGCCAAUGUGUUGGAGGGUCCUGGAUUCACCCGUAUGGAGCUGGUCUCCCUCUAUUGAAUGUUGGUCAAAUUUUUUAACAAACUUAAGUUAUUAUUAAAACGAAACACAAGUCUGUUCAAGUGAUGCUAAUAGCAAUGUAAUUACAAGUACGUAUUAUCAGUAUGAAUGUAUGUAUGUAUGUAUGCAUUUGUAUAUUUGAAUAUAUUUACACACAAAUGCAUGUAUGUCUACUGCUAUACUCUUACCUGUACAAAAACACACUAACAGCCGAAGGAGAUAGUAUAACUAAAGAGAAAACAGAUCAACAGAAAAUAACUUUUUGAUAAUAUUCUGGUUGUUUUUGUAAUUUCUUUUCUAUAUUUGUAAAGAUGACCUAAUGCAGUUUGCACAGUGGUGAAGCCUAUCGUUUCUUGGCACUUGAGAGAGCGAGAGAGACAUUGAGAGAGAGAGACAUUGAGAGAGAGAGACAUUGAGAGAGCGAGAGAGAGACAUAGAGAGAGAGAGAUUCAGAGAGGAACAUUCAGAGAUUGAGGGACAUUCAGAGAUUGAGAGAUUCAGAGAGGAACAUUCAGAGAUUGAGGGACAUUCAGAGAAGAAGAGAGGGCCAUUCAGAGAUUGAGAGAAGAAGAGAGGGACAUUCAGAGAUUGAGGGACAUUCAGAGAUUGAGAAGAAGAGAGGGACAUUCAGAGAUUGAGAAGAAGAGAGGGACAUUCAGAGAUUGAGAGAAGAAGAGAGGGACAUUCAGAGAUUGAGAGAAGAAGAGAGGGACAUUCAGAGAUUGAGAGAAGAAGAGAGGGACAUUCAGAGAUUGAGAGAUUCAGAGAGGGACAUUCAGAGAUUGAGAGAAGAAGAGAGGGACAUUCAGAGAUUGAGCUGGGUGAAGCACUUAAUUUAAAGUUUAUUGAUCCUUAAUUGUAUAUGAAAGAUAGAAUGCACUCCAAAUGUCCCCCCUACUUCCUACAUCAGGGACAUUCAACUCUGACCCUACGAGGUCCGCAGCCUGUUCGUUUUUUAUCUGAUAACGAAUUGCACACCUGGUGUCCCAGGACUAAAUAAUUCCCUGAUUAGAGGGGAAACAAUGAAGAAAUGCAGUGGAACUGUCUGCCAGAGUUGAGUUGGAGAGCCCUACGUAGUGCACUACGGAGGGAGUAGGGUUCCAUAGGGCUCUGGUCUAAAGUAGUGUACUACGGAGGCAAUAGGGUUCCAUAGGGCUCUGGUCUAAAGUAGUGCACUACGGAGGGAGUAGGGUUCCAUAGGGCUCUGGUCUAAAGUUGUGCACUACGGAGGGAAUAGGGUUCCAUAGGGCUCUGGUCUAAAGUAGUGCACUACAUAGGGAAUAGGGUUCCAUAGGGCUCUGGUCUAAAGUAGUGCAUUAUAUAGGGAAUAGGGUUCCAUUUGGGACAUAGAUCAUUAUUUUGGUUUAAGAUCCCAACAUCCUCUGAAAGAGUUUUAAUCGUGGGAACAAUCCCCCUGCAAGCCAUGGUUAUAUUAUACAUAUUAUAUUCCUCUAAAUUAUUUUAUUAUAUUAGGAACAAAAGAUGAGCUCAGUUCUCUACAUGAGCAUGCUACUGUGUGCUCUCUACCGGUGGGGUGGUGGGUGACUACACAGGGAAAGGGUUGGUUGUGAAUAGGUUUGAAAAUGUUUCUACAUUUCUAGGUUUUCCAAAAAUCCCGUUUUGGAGAUUUCCAUGUUGAGAGAACAAGCGGAACAUCCAGGAAUCUUUCUUCUAGGUUUCCUGGAAAACCUGGAAUUGUAGAAAAUGGCUGUAAUUUUGCACCCCUAGUCUGGAGGUUGUUGGUUUAUUUACCAGUUGGAAGACGGACGAUGACAUCAGUUUUUUUUUUUUACUACUAUUACUGCUGUCUGUCUGUCUGUCUGUCUGUCUGCCUGUCUGUCUGUCUGCCUGUCUGCCUGUCUGCCUGUCUGCCUGCCUGCCUGUCUGCCUGUCUGCCUGUCUGUCUGCCUGCCUGUCUGUCUGCCUGUCUGCCUGUCUGCCUGCCUGUCUGUCUGCCUGUCUGCCUGUCUGUCUGUCUGUCUGUCUGUCUGCCUGUCUGCCUGUCUGCCUGCCUGUCUGCCUGUCUGUCUGUCUGCCUGUCUGCCUGUCUGCCUGCCUGUCUGUCUGCCUGUCUGCCUGUCUGUCUGUCUGCCUGCCUGUCUGUCUGUCUGUCUGCCUGUCUGCCUGUCUGCCUGUCUGCCUGUCUGCCUGCCUGCCUGUCUGCCUGUCUGCCUGUCUGUCUGCCUGUCUGCCUGUCUGCCUGUCUGUCUGUCUGUCUGUCUGCCUGUCUGCCUGUCUGCCUGUCUGCCUGUCUGUCUGUCUGUCUGUCUGCCUGCCUGCCUUCCUGUCUGUCUGUCUGUCUGUCUGUCUGUCUGUCUGUCUGUCUGUCUGUCUGUCUGUCCGUCUGCCUGCCUGUCUGUCUGUCUGUCUGUCUGCCUGCCUGUCUGUCUGUCAGGUAUAGACCCCGUUCACACCGAGGACUCUCUUAGGUCUGUAAUCUGUACGGCUGAAAGUUGUGUGACCUAAAUGAAAGGUCAUUCCCCAUUGAGCCGACGUACGCAGCAUUGACCGUGAAUAGAGUCUCUGCUAACACGGGAACGUUGCCUUUUACUUUUCAACCACGCCGGACUUCAGCCAUACAGAUUGAACCCAGACCUUUAGGUCACACAACUGAUGUACAACGCAUUUGACACAACGGUUGUGAUACAAUUUAUAUAUGUUUUCUAAUACUUCAAUCUUCUGUUGUAUCACAACCGUUGUACCAAAUGUGUUGUACACCAGUUGUACGACUCGAGUGUGGGGUCAUAUAGAGGAGAGGAAGGUUGUUAGCAUUAGCUAUUAUAAGAGGUUAUAAGCUGUAGCUGUUAUAAGCUAUAACUAUAUCUAUUAUAAGUGGUUAUAAGCUCUAGCUGUUGGAAGAGGUUAUAAGCUCUAGUUGUUGGAAGAGGUUAUAAGCUCUAGUUGUUGGAAGAGGUUAUAAGCUCUAGUUGUUGGAAGAGGUUAUAAGCUCUAGUUGUUGGAAGAGGUUAUAAGCUCUAGCUGUUGGAAGAGGUUAUAAGCUCUAGUUGUUGGAAGAGGUUAUAAGCUCUAGCUGUUGGAAGAGGUUAUAAGCUCUAGCUGUUGGAAGAGGUUAUAAGCUCUAACUGUUGGAAGAGGUUAUAAGCUCUAGUUGUUGGAAGAGGUUAUAAGCUCUAGUUGUUGGAAGAGGUUAUAAGCUCUAGCUGUUGGAAGAGGUUAUACGCUCUAGUUGUUGGAAGAGGUUAUAAGCUCUAGCUGUUGGAAGAGGUUAUAAGCUCUAACUGUUGGAAGAGGUUAUAAGCUCUAGCUGUUGGAAGAGGUUAUAAGCUCUAGCUCAUCACAUACAGCAGUAUACAGUAUAUGACCAGGAGGGUUUCUAAAGUCUAAUUCAUACCGUACACAAAAACACAACGCAAGAACACAAUUAUUUACUCAAAAUCGCCAUCCUACAUAGUUGCGUCGAGUUACAAACUCCGGAGCUGCGCACAUUUGCGUAUUUUUGCUAUGCAAGUACACAGAACAGCCAUUUUGCAAAUAUGACGGCAUUAUUGUGUACGGUCCACAUCAGGCUCAACAUAGAGACUUGUGACUGGUCCGAAGGAAGAAGAACAGGUAGCAUGCUAGCAGAUACCCAUAGACUUCCAGACAUUGCGCUAACACUUGUUAGCAUUGGCUCACGAAACUACCUCUUAACUUCCUUAACACUGGACACAGAGACAUUAAAAUGCUAUCCAUGAGUUCAUCUGACUCUGGGGAAGUAGAUGAAGGGCCUCAUUGCCAAAAUCCCCAAGUAUCCCUUUAAUAAUAAUAUAUAAAUCAAAACAGACAUGGUAAUGACAAGAAAACGAAUUGGCUGAAAUAGCACCCUGUUCCCUAUAAAGUGCACUACCGCUACUUUAGUGCUCUACUGUGGUCCAAAAUAGUGGGUUAUAUCGUGGAACAGGGUGCCAUUCAGGGACGAAUGAAUUGUUUCUUUAACUGGUCUUCAGACGAGGUGGUUUUUCUUACUUUGCAAUAUAUCAACAAAUAACUUUUGCAGUGUUUUCAACAUCUAUCAUGUCCUAUUGCUCAUCUGUUCAAGACCUCUCCUUUAUGGCUCUAUUUUUUCAGAGAACAAUUCUGGACAUCAAUACAGAAUACAGCUAUAGAAUUCUAGACAUCAAUACAGAAUACAGCUAUAGAAUUCUAGACAUCAAUAUAGAAUACAGCUAUAGAAUUCUAGACAUCAAUACAGAAUACAGCUAUAGAAUUCUAGUCAUUAAUACAGAAUACAGCUAUAGAAUUCUAGUCAUUAAUACAGAAUACAGCUAUAGCUCUGAGUGCUCUGCUUAUUUGUUGGGUUAAGUUUCCCCUAAAUACUGAUUUUGGGCAGUUUUGCUAGCCUGGAUCCCACAUCUCUGUGUUCUCUUGCAGAUGUAACAGAGUGAGCUUCCUAUCCGAACUCCCAGCAGUGUGAGGAAGGAAGCUAUACUGUUAAACAAGCCCCGUGAAACCUGUUACACCUACUCUCCAAUUGCUAACUCUCAUUGUCAAGCCAUUUGUGUGGGAUGGCAAUUGUAUAACGAGUUGGCAAGAGAGCACAAACACACUGGCACCCAGGCUAAUACUUAGUAUAUCACCUAGCCUGGGCACCAGUCUGAUUGUGCUAACAUUCCCACCCCUUGUAGUGUGUUGUCAUAUGUUUGGCUGUGGCGAGGAGUGGUAAUAAUGGCACAAACUGAUCUGGGACCAGACUUACCAAAACACUUUAGAAGUGGGGGACAACCUGCGCCUAUAUUUUUAGUGUGUUUCGGUUCUGAAUCAGUCACAGAUCACUACUCCCUUACAUUGAAAUGUCUUCAAGGUUUUUUGGUUUUGUAUAGUGUGCUCUGUGCUAUCGGUCUAGUCAUGUUGGCUUUUCUCAAUAUAUUAAGCUGAUAUGCAAAGUUGUUUCUCCGUUCUCUUUUUUUUAGAUGAUGGUGGGGUAUUUUACAUCCUUGAAAGGACUUUAAUAGUAAGGAGUUUGAACGCAGUCACAACGAUAAGGAAAUAUGAGGCUCCAGUCAGAAGGAGUGUAAUAUAUAGGGAAUAGGGGAAGAUUUGGGACGCACAAUUACGUUACACACUUAGGUUUGAAAUGUAUUUAAAUACAGAGCUUUUUUUAUAUUUGUAAUUUAUGAAGAGAAAAUCUUUGAUUUCAAGCUGCUUCAUGUGUUUGUGUCUUUUUGUAACGAUGAAAGAUAAACUUUGCGUUUUUCUCCGUUUGUAUAUUUGACGGAACACAGGAACAAUGUAACUGAGGAUGCGUCCAAAAUAGCAACCUAUUCCCUAUGUAGUGCCCUACUUAUGACAGGCUCUGGUCUAAUGUAGGGCACUAAUAUAGGGAAUAGGGUGCCGUUUGGGACACAGUGGGAGAAAGUGACCGAUCAUCAUCUUUACCUCACUGAGGGAAUUUUCAGGGAUUGUUUUGACAAGGCAUCUUCAUACCCGUUCAAUACCCAUUCAAUACCCGUUCAAUACCUGUUCAAUACCUGUUCAAUACCUGUUCAAUACCUGUUCAAUACCUGUUCAAUACCUGUUCAAUACCUGUUCAAUACCCGUUCAAUACCCGUUCAAUACCUGUUCAAUACCUGUUCAAUACCUGUUCAAUACCUGUUCAAUACCUGUUCAAUACCUGUUCAAUACCCGUUCAAUACCUGUUCAAUACCUGUUCAAUACCCAUUCAAUACCUGUUCAAUACCUGUUCAAUACCUGUUUAACGUGUGGAUACAUUUAGAACACGAUGCCAUCUAUAAACGAUGUGUAGAAGACUGUCAACAAGGACGUUGAUACUUCCUGAUGUUAAAGGAUGUUGACCAUAUGUAUUGUAAACAUGUUUAUACGACAAAUAAAUAUUGAAUAAUAAUUUUCUUUAA
Salvelinus fontinalis (brook trout) is the source of this 8358-nucleotide messenger RNA. Its product is annotated as dual specificity protein phosphatase 7-like. Gene Ontology annotation, cellular component: cytoplasm; cytosol. The coding region runs from base 462 to 1613 and encodes 383 amino acids. Lineage: Eukaryota; Metazoa; Chordata; Actinopteri; Salmoniformes; Salmonidae. Gene Ontology annotation, biological process: protein dephosphorylation; negative regulation of MAPK cascade. The transcript has 3 exons. Gene Ontology annotation, molecular function: protein tyrosine/threonine phosphatase activity; MAP kinase tyrosine/serine/threonine phosphatase activity. The record is from RefSeq and is a predicted model, not a curated record.